Vitrella brassicaformis is the source of this 1179-nucleotide messenger RNA. The record is from the annotation of a GenBank genome assembly. NCBI's taxonomy places the organism in Eukaryota, Vitrellaceae.
UCAGCUUAAAACCCAUCAAAACAUACACCCACGGAACAGACAGACAGACAGGCCGACAGAGAAAGGUAGGCAGCCAAUCACCGACCGACAGCGGUCAUUCAUUCAGGCGUAGAUACAUGCGCAAAACUGCCCUGCCCCACCCAUGGCUACUCACUUCUUGAUGACCACUGGGGGUGCCGUCUUGGGUAGCGCAUCGAUGUAGCCCAUGCCCGUCUUGGCCAGGCCGACGGUGGGAAGGGCCUUGCGGACGAAGCUCAUGAUAACGCCCUCUGCGAAGUAGCGGACGGACACCCAGAGGGAUGUCCAGUCGUUGGUGAUGAAGACGGUGGGCAUGAUGACGCCGUCAUAGAAGGGCGGGAUGAGGUUGCCGUAGCCGUACUCGAUCAUCCACCCGCCGCCCUUCUGCGCGUAGCCCUUCUGCGUCCCCGCCUUGAGCACCAUGCUGAAGUGCGCAUUGGGGUUCUCGUGCUGCUUCCAGUUGGGCGUGAACACACGGUUCGUCAGAUUCCCCACCAGCCAGUUCAGCUGCUCGCCCUGAAGUGGGUUGGUGACACACACACGCACAUCAUCCCACCCGCCUCGGCUGGUGUUCGUCGUGUUGGGUUCGUCGUCAUACCUCGAUUUGGAAGUCAUAGCAGUCGUAAGGGUAUUUGCCCGAGUAGCCGGCGGACGGCGUGGGGUUGCCAAAUAUGAGGAUGUACUCGUUGCCGUCGGCAUAGAGCAUCCGCAUCUGGCCCAGCACCGCCGCAUUGUGGUUGAGGUGCCAGGGCGAGUUGGCGAAGUAGGCCAGCGAGUACUCACUCGCCAGCAGCGCCUGGAUCAGGUCGAAGUGGCCCUGCAGAUCUAGUUGGUCGUCCUCGGUCCCCACGAGCUCAUCAGCACCCGCCCGAUACUCAUUGGCGUAGGCCACGAUGUCCUCUACACACGCCUGCCCGCCCUUGUUCUUGUGUGCGCCGUCCUCGAAGACGAAUUUGGGUGCGGGCUGCCCUGCGCGGCCUGCGGCGUUGGCGCAGAAGGUCUGGCCAUCGUUGACGCCGAAAAACCACAGGUAGCCGCAGAUGCUCCACCACACGCCUAGCAGGGCUGUCAGCACGAUGUUCAUGUUGACCUACAAGCGCGGCGGGGGAAAGGGGAGGGAGGGCUGAAAAUGCCAAGCUCGCAGUUGACCGUUGAAAACCG